AUGGCCAUAAUCUCAGCCGUUAUGACUCCCAUGCGGCGUUCAUCACUCAAGCUUCGCUCAAAACCGAAUUCCAUAAUUGCUUCCUCGCUAGAUAACAGCCUAACAGUGGUGAAACCUUCAGAACCUUUACUGGAAAAGCCGGAACCUACGUUUCGUGAUGAUCAACCUCCCAAAAAGCAAACACCUCACAAGGUUGAACCAUCGCCCGUUAUCGCUCCGAAGCACGAUUCUUUUCACAGCACACCUCUUAAGUCCCUUGAACCGGAUUUCUCUGCAACACUUUGCCCACUCUCGGAGAAUUCCGAGUUCCCAUCGAUUUCGGAUGCCGUUUUGUUGGCACCGGUUAACUGUGAGGAGGAGCCGUGUUCACGCGGUAAAGUGCCAGUGAGCCAACCUGAGAAGACAGUUGCCGUCAAAGUUCCGGAAUGUGCUGCAGAACAGUGGCAGUGGGAAGGCACUGCUCAAUCGAGAUAUGUAUUCUCAAAGGUAAGUUGA
Molecule: messenger RNA, 495 nt
Organism: Dibothriocephalus latus
Lineage: Eukaryota; Metazoa; Platyhelminthes; Cestoda; Diphyllobothriidea; Diphyllobothriidae
Source: the annotation of a GenBank genome assembly